AUGGAUGACAGUAGUGAUUCAGAGGAGUUCUACGAUGCUGAGGAAUUCACACCCAUUAAGGGUUCAAAGAGAUCAUCAUUAUGCAAGAACAUCAAUGUUAUAGAUCCUAACUCUUCAGCUCAAAAAGACAAGAGCCCUAUUGGACCACAGAUUACAAACACUAGAGCAGAGGACUCACUGUCGCCAGUAUUAGGUGCUACAAGCACUCCCACCUGUGAAGGUGUAGCCACAGUCGAAGACGACAGAGCUACUGUACAAAAUGUGGUUCAGGGCCGCAAGAGGUUCCAAGAGCUUCGUCGCUGCAUGCAGACCGAAGAAGAGGAUGAAGGGGUUCCCGACACGGCAAUCCCAAAGGACCACACCUAUGCACUGGAGCAUCCAUUCAAAAUUAUAUCGCACGACACGAUGAGCCUGCAGAGUAUGACGUCACUGGGACGAAUCGGUCGGAUUCUCAGCGGCGCCGCGGACUCGCAUUCGAACAUCCGCGAGGUUCCACCGUCAGCGCCCUCUGCAUCAUCGAGGGAGCCAUCGACCAUUUCAGACGACCCCUUAGCGACGGACAGCAGAAAUCAGAACGCGCUGACGACGUCAGAGCCGGACGUGAUCGCGAGCACGAAGGCGAACAGCCUCAAGGGCAGCCGGCCGCCCGCCGUGGUGGCGGUGUCGGGCGCCCAGCCUGUCGCGCCGCCGAGGAGAAAGAGGCGCGAUAAGGCGCACGGGUCGCAGGCGCAGUGUUCCGACGAUACCAGUAGCAUCUGCACUGUUGAAACCGACGAGCUGCACACGCCCUACCAGCGGCGCAGCGAGAAGCCACAGCUCGAAGACCUGCUUGUCCAGCCGCCGUUGUCAAGUUCGUUGAACCAAACAAUGGCGCUGCCAAGUCCGGCGAGCACCAUAGAAUCCUUGACCAGGGAGUUCCAGGACUCACUAGAGCUAUCUCAGUCAAAGUACGCCAGCGACUUGAUGUCGCCGGGUCUGAUGUGCGAGCGAGACAGGCGCGAGUCGCGUUCGAGUGAGCGAGCGAGCAACUCGUCGCGCAGCAGCACGACAGCCUCGUCGCGCCACCGCGCCCCCGCGAUGCACUCCACGCUCGACAUCAAAGAGGCUGUUAGAGGCGAAUGCAUGGUGCGCGCUCUGGACGAGGAACGCGCCCGAAGCAGCGGCGCGCGCACCCACAGCGAGGGCCCCGCACCCACGCACCACCCCCAAAGUUCCCAUCCCACUCAUCCCACUCAUCCCACUCAUCCCACUCAUCCCUCCCAACCCGCGCACCACUCCCAAUCCGCCCAACACGCACACCCCACCAGCGCCAGUCUCGGACACGCCAGGAAGUCGUUGGGGGGGCGCGCGCGUCGCCGCUCGGCCGGGGACUCCCCCACGCCGGGCCCCGCGCUGCGCACGCGCUCCUCCUCGGGCCACCAGCUCACCGACAUCGAGAUCCUCGAGCAGGUCACCGUCCUCAACCUGGACACCGGGGAACGGAUGCCGCUGAGCGUAGCCGAGCACAAGCUGCCGCAGUGCAUCAACCCGCUCAGCCUGCACAUUAUGCGGCUCACGUCGGAGUAUAUAGGCCGCGCGGGCGACGACGACAACGCCAGUCCACAGAUAAAGCCAAAGAGAAUUUGGCGCAAAGGGCUGUCAAAGAGCCUGCAAAGCUCCCACCUGUUGAGGCGGUCGCCCUCCGCCCCCUUACAAACCGCGAACUCCCUGCUCAGUAUCGACACUAGGGAAACUGAUGAAGAGAGUGAGAGUGUUUGCGUGGGAGGAGUGGAGGACGACACGAAAGAGAUCAAAAGAGAGUCCACAGACAGACAGACAACGGCGAUCCGAAGGAAGACGGAGAAGCUGAGGCGCUUCUUCGGCAGCACGGUCCGCCGCACGGUGGACGCGGCCCGCUCGCUCGCCCAGGAGGUGUCGCACGCCCGCCACAAGGAGGACGUCGCGGAGAUUGCGGACGACGUGAGGGGCGACCACAACAUCAAACUGAAGGCCUCCAACUCGCACAAGGGCCCGUACGACUUCGACGGGUGCGUCCGACACGUGCAGGAGAUGGGAACGGGGCACACCGGCGCCGUGUGGUGCUGCAAGAUGAGCGUGUGCGGGCGGCUCCUUGCCACCGCCGGCCAGGACAGGCUGCUCAGGGUCUGGGUCACGCGCGACGCCCACCACAUGUUCCAGGAGAUGCGCACGAAGUACAACGCGGAGAAGAAGUGCUCGCCCACGCCGUCGCAGGAGUCGUUGGCCCUGGCGGGCGUGGGCGUGGGGGUGGGCGUGGGCGUGGGGGUGGGAGUGGGCGUGGGGGUGAGCGGGGUGGGGGACGGGCGGGCGCUCGGCCCCUCGGCGCCCUUCUGCCCGGAGCCCUUCUGCGUGUACUCCGGCCACGCGUCCGACCUGCUGGACGUGUCCUGGUCGAAGAACUACUUCCUGCUCUCCUCGUCGAUGGACAAGACGGUGCGCCUGUGGCACAUAUCGCGCGGCGAGUGCCUCUGCUGCUUCCAGCACAUCGACUUCGUCACCGCGAUAGUGUUCCACCCGCGCGACGACCGCUACUUCCUCUCGGGCAGCCUCGACGGCAAGCUCCGUCUGUGGAACAUCCCCGACAAGAAGGUUGCGGUUUGGAACGAGGUGGACGGCAAGACGAAGCUGAUCACCGCUGCGAACUUCUGCCAGAACGGCAAGUUCGCCGUGGUGGGCACGUACGACGGCCGCUGCAUAUUCUACACUACGGACCAGCUAAAGUACCACACGCAGAUAGACGUGCGCUCCACCCGCGGGAAGAACUCCACCGGGCGGAAGAUUAGCGGCAUAGAGCCGAUGCCGAACGACGACAAGAUCCUGGUCACGUCGAACGACAGCCGGAUCCGGCUGUACGACCUCCGCGACCUGAACCUCUCGUGCAAAUACAAGGGCUACGUGAACGUCUCCAGCCAGAUAAAGGCCUCCUUCUCCCACGACGGCAAGUACAUCGUCAGCGGCUCGGAGAACCAGUGCAUAUACAUAUGGAAGACCUACCACGACUACUCAAAGUUCACCUCGGUGCGACGCGACCGGAACGACUUCUGGGAGGGUAUAAAGGCGCACAGCGCGGUGGUCACUUGCGCAGUGUUCGCACCGAACCCGGACCACAUGAUCCGAAUGAUCGCCGAGCGCGAAGCGGCUGCGGGGCUGGCAGACGACGACCCGGAGAAGGCGGCGGAGGGCGGCAUGGUGUCCUCGUCGCAGACGGGCCACGUGCUCGUGAGCGCCGACUUCAACGGCUGCAUAAAAGUGUUCGUGCACAAGGCGAAGCCGAAGCACAGCUCGCUGCCGGCCUCCGCGCUCGCG
Messenger RNA from Iphiclides podalirius (scarce swallowtail), 3324 nucleotides. Lineage: Eukaryota; Metazoa; Arthropoda; Insecta; Lepidoptera; Papilionidae. The record is from the annotation of a GenBank genome assembly.